AUGCCGGCUCAUCAACCUUCAAGCAGUCGCCACCGCCACCGCGCACGCCAGCUCUCCACACAUUCAGCCAGCCUGCGUCCGUUCUUCGCCUCGACCCCGGUGGUCUCGGAGACUCCUCCUGCGCUGGCGACUGGAACAGCGGCAGACUCCCUGAACGAUCCAACCCCACCUUCUUCAAGCACGGUUCUGACUCGCCUGGCGACCAGUCGACGCCCGACGAGCUCAGCGACCACUUCCCUCAGUUCCUCCUCUCUCUCUAGCACCUUGACGGUGUCCGCCUCCUCGACCACCGCCACCCUCGCGCCGUCCUCCACUCCCUCGCUCUCGUCAACGCUACUGCCGCGGACGACUACUCCGACCCAGUCAAGCUCGUCGACCGUCCGCUUCUCUUCUUCCCUCGCAACGAUCUCAACUCCGUCCGGACCUUCGCCCUCGACACUCUCGACUGCCUCUUCAACCAGCCAACCCUCGUCACAGUCCCCAACCCCGAGCCCUCCGACGCAGACGACAAGCAGCCAAGCCCCCGCAGCGACCGCAGCAGACGCCGCCGCCCUUCCAGGUCGCUCGCUCGCCGUCCUACCUAUCGGCCUGUCGAUCCUGGGCUCGCUUCUCUUCGUCGCUCUCCUCGUCGUCGCCUACAUGCUCUACGAACGCCGUCGCUACCGCGCCCAAUACGCCGCGCGCCAACAACGCCAAGCCGAGCUGGCUGCAGCAGCCGAACGCGCGUACGGGUCUUCGAGGUUCACGCUUGAGACGGUCGAGGGGGCAGGACAGGGAGGGGCGAGGGAGAUGGGGAUGGUGGAGGGGUAUCAGGAGCGCUUGAGCGGGAGUGGUGGAGGGUCGGGGUUGAGGAGGGAGUAUAGGUUGUGA
This is a messenger RNA of Rhodotorula toruloides NP11, 870 nucleotides long. RefSeq lists its product as uncharacterized. The record is from RefSeq and is a predicted model, not a curated record. The coding region runs from base 1 to 870 and encodes 289 amino acids. NCBI's taxonomy places the organism in Eukaryota, Fungi, Basidiomycota, Microbotryomycetes, Sporidiobolales, Sporidiobolaceae. The transcript is spliced from 2 exons.